Molecule: messenger RNA, 468 nt
Organism: Aspergillus terreus NIH2624
Lineage: Eukaryota; Fungi; Ascomycota; Eurotiomycetes; Eurotiales; Aspergillaceae
Product: SRPBCC family protein
Exons: 2
Coding region: 1-468 (155 amino acids)
Source: RefSeq, a predicted model, not a curated record
AUGUCUACACCCACCUCGUUCACCUUCAACAUCGCGUAUUCGGUGCCCAUCAACAAAGACCCGUCGCAACCAACGCUCACCCUGGAAGAAUUCUGGCGCGGCCUCCACCGCGGCAGCGAAAAGCCUCAGCUGUUCGCCGAAUACGUCGCGGACACCGAGGUCCUGCCGAACUCCAAGUCCGCGAACGAGUUCCAGCGGAAACUCAUCAUGGCAAACGGCGCGGUGCAUACGGCCAAGGGGGUGGAGCUGCUGCAGGAUGUGCGGAAUGCGGAUGGACUCCUGGACGAUGGACCAGAUGCUCUGUAUCUGACUGCUGUUUACGAACUCCACGUUCCUGAUGUGGAGCCGGGCAGUGAGAGGGCGAAGGAAAUCGAGAGAGAGUACGCGCAGCUGGCGCUAGGCGCGGCACGCACCGUUGUUGAGACCAUCCGGAGGUGGAAGGUCGAGGGAGGACUCGAGGACGCAUAG